AUUCAUUUUCUAAAUUAAAACCAAAACUUGGAGACGGCUAUUUAGGCGAAGGGCAGACGCUCUGGAGCUCUUUCUUCUCUUUGUUUUCUGCGUUUGGGGCUCCUCAUCGCCUCACUGUUUCUCUCAUUUUUUUUUCUCCAUCGUCGUCUUAGAGCGAGAGAGAGAGAGAAUCAACGCUGGCCGCUCCUCCAAACGUCUAUUGAACUUGCGAUCACAAUCUCUAAUUUCUUCCCAGGUGAGGAGAUGUCUACAUCAGAUGAAGAUAUCACUAGGCUACAUAGAAUUAGAAGAACUGUGAUGCAAAUGCUGAGGGAUCGAGGUUAUUUUGUUGGGGAAUUUGAAGUUAAUAUGACAAAAAGACAAUUUAUUGACAAAUAUGGGGAGAACAUGAAAAGGGAAGAUCUUGUUAUCAACAAGGCAAAGCGGGAUGAUAGCUCUAGUCAGAUUUAUGUUUUCUUUCCUGAGGAGCAGAAGGUUGGGGUUAAGACGAUGAAGACUUACACAAAUCGGAUGAAGUCAGAAAAUGUUUUCAGGGCAAUCUUGGUUGUCCAACAGAACUUGACGCCCUUUGCCAGGACAUGCAUAAAUGAAAUAUCUGCAAAAUUCCAUUUGGAGGUUUUCCAGGAGGCUGAAUUGUUGGUCAACAUUAAGGAACAUGUUCUUGUUCCUGAGCAUCAAGUUCUUGCAGAUCAAGAGAAGAAGACUUUGCUGGAGAGGUAUACUGUCAAAGAAACACAGCUACCUCGGAUUCAGGUGACAGAUCCAAUUGCAAGAUAUUACGGGCUGAAACGUGGGCAAGUUGUGAAAAUAAUCCGGCCAAGUGAGACAGCAGGCCGAUAUGUCACCUAUCGAUACGUUGUAUGAGCUUUCUUUAGCACUAUAUUUUAUUGAAAUCCUCUUAUCUCUCAGUUUUUGUUAUAGAGUUGACUUUUUUGUUUUAGUUGAGGCCUUGAACGGUAGGGUACUCUCAAACUAUAUGGUUGACAUAAAUUGACGAAAUGUAACCAUGAUGCUGCCAAACUUUGGUGGAACUCUUUAUUUUCGUUCUUCUUUUUUAAAAUAAAAACAUAGAGGUUAGAUGAACUA
Molecule: messenger RNA, 1086 nt
Organism: Malania oleifera
Lineage: Eukaryota; Viridiplantae; Streptophyta; Magnoliopsida; Santalales; Ximeniaceae
Product: DNA-directed RNA polymerases II and IV subunit 5A-like
Exons: 5
Coding region: 244-864 (206 amino acids)
Biological process (GO): DNA-templated transcription
Cellular component (GO): RNA polymerase II, core complex; RNA polymerase I complex; RNA polymerase III complex
Molecular function (GO): DNA-directed RNA polymerase activity; DNA binding
Source: RefSeq, a predicted model, not a curated record